AUGGGAUCAAACGUAGCGCAAAAGCGCCUCUUCCACGAAUACAAAAACCUUUCCACCAAUCCUCCGGAGGGGAUCACCGCCGGCCCGAUCACCGAAGAUGACAUGUUCCACUGGGAAGCCCUCAUUCAAGGGCCCGAGGAUACACCGUUUGAAGGAGGCGUGUUUGCUGCGGAGCUCAAGUUUCCCAAGGAUUAUCCGUUGAGUCCGCCUACGAUGAAGUUUUUAGGCGGCGUAUGGCAUCCGAAUGUGUAUCCCAAUGGUACAGUGUGUAUAUCGAUUCUUCACCCACCAGGCGAUGACCCAAACCAUUACGAACACGCCUCAGAGCGAUGGUCACCGAUUCAAAGUGUCGAGAAGAUUCUCAUUUCAGUGAUGAGUAUGCUGGCCGAACCGAACGAUGAGAGCCCUGCGAAUGUCGAGGCAGCGAAGAUGUGGCGUGAGCGAAGAGGCGAUUAUGAAAAGCGCGUUAGGGAAGAAGUUAGAAAGACUUUGGGUCUAUAA
Molecule: messenger RNA, 501 nt
Organism: Talaromyces marneffei
Lineage: Eukaryota; Fungi; Ascomycota; Eurotiomycetes; Eurotiales; Trichocomaceae
Exons: 2
Coding region: 1-501 (166 amino acids)
Cellular component (GO): cytosol; endoplasmic reticulum
Source: RefSeq, a predicted model, not a curated record